This is a messenger RNA of Paramecium sonneborni, 1122 nucleotides long. NCBI's taxonomy places the organism in Eukaryota, Ciliophora, Oligohymenophorea, Peniculida, Parameciidae. The record is from the annotation of a GenBank genome assembly.
AUGUCAACUUAGCCAAAAUAAUUAUAGGCAUAAUAGAUCUAAGGAAAAUAAAAAGUUUAAAAUAAACAAUCGAUGAAUUCUAAGAAACUAAAAUAAUAAAAAAUUAAAAAUUAAAAAGAAAAAUUAUUAAGAGAAAUUCUAGGUUUAUAUAAAAAUUAAGUUGAUGCUAAAAGGUUGUUAAAAAAGAAAACUGCAAAAGAUAAUAUAGAUAAAGAUAUAAAUGAUAAGGAAUAUAAGGAAGAAAAAAAUAUAAGCCAAGUUUCUUAAUCUAAUGAAUUUACAAAAGUAAAAGGAACAUAUGAUGAUUAUAAUAUUGGAGAUUUAGCUGUAAUAUUUUAUAAUCUAGAUACUGAUAAUUGCGAGAAUAAACCAAUUUCUUUUAAAGAUGCUGUCAAAAUAUAUAAUGAAGUGUUAACUAUAAUUACAGAUGAAGUAUCAAAAUCAUUGAGGAAAAAAGAAAGAUGUUCAUUUUGGAGGAUAAAAAGGAUGAAGGAAAUUCAAAGAAAAAGAAAAUGUGGGCUUGCCUUUCCAUCUUGUUAAAUUUUAGCAUUUAUUUCUAAUAUAAUAGAAAUUUAAGCCAAUAAAUUUAAAUUAAUUGAAAUCUCAAGAAGUCAUUUUUCUCAAGUUAUUGCUAUCAUUGGAAAUUGGCUUAUUAUUUUAGAAAUAAUUACUUUUUUUGAAAUUUCCUCUAAUUCAGGAUUAAUUGUUUACACUUCCAAAACUAUUUAAACUAAUCAAAUUUUGAUUUUUUCUGUUUACUAUUAUUAUUUUUGGCAUUAAAAUACUUUAUUCGAAUCUUAAUGCCAGAUAAACCAGAAUCAGCAACAAUUCUUAAUAAAAGACAUUGAUAUGUUGUUGAUAAAGUAAUUAAAGUAAAAUAUAUCGGUUUUGAUCAAACAAGACUAAAAUCUUACAUUCCUGCAAAAAUUAACUUAAAAAUUGGAGGAAUUAUCUACUCUUAAUAAGUUUCGAAAAUUUUUAACUAAGAGGAGAGUUGUAAUAGAAAUGAAGAAAUUGCUGAAUGAAUUAUUAAUUAAUUACAAUUUUAAUUAUAUUAGAUAUAAGUCUAAAAAACAUUAUGUAUUUUGUUAGAACUAAUUACUUAUUUUCUCAAUAAAUUGA